UGUAGUAACUUGUACCUACUAGGGUAACAUAUUUCCAAAGUAUAAAGGAAAUCCAAGAACUUUUUUUUAUUUUUGGGGCAGUUCAGGAAUAAUGCCUCAUAUACGGAAACAUGUGGUCUGCUUCUGCAACACUGUACCGUUUGCCGCGUUUGCCAAAAAAGUUAACCUCUUUUGUGCCGGUUAAUGUCCUGUUCUUUUAACUAUAUGUUGUGUAUUUGCGUAAUAAGUGCUAAUAAAUAUGAGCCAAAAUAAUGUAAUAAAGAAUGCAUAUGUUCUUUUCACUAAUGGUACAGAGAAAAUUGUACCAACUUCAUUAAUUGAGACAACAAAAAUUUUUAAAAAUACGAAAGAUUUUAAUCGCAAUCUUAAAGUAAAAGUUUGGCUGAAACGAUGUGGAAAAAAAGAUCUUUUAUUGAAUGCAUAUAUCUUAUUAUUAGGUAAAAACAGUGCACACAUAUUACAACAGAGAAAAAAUCGGCGAUUAGUAUAUCCUAAUAAAUGGAUAAUGAGCUUUUCGUCGUUUUCGUCUAAUAUGGGAAAUCUUCGAAAGAUUUCAUCAACAAUUCAAAAAAGGAUCAAGACAAAGCAGGUAUUAAACUUAGUAUAUUGAAUAGUGCAAUUAUAAAAACAAUUUUUAAGAAUUCACACUAUUUUUAUAUAUUUAAUAUUUUAGAAGACAGAACUGAUUUUGCAUAAUAUUUUAUAAAAUUAAUUUCAAAGUAUUUUUUAAUAAAUAAUUUUUAUAAUGUGUACGUAUCUAGCAACCCGCAAAUAAAUUAAUUUUGAAUAAUUUGUUCUUUUUUACCACAUGCUAUAGACGCAAAAGAAAAGAAACAAUUUGGAAAACCAGGCAGCAACUAAGCACAAACAAGAAAAAAUGUUACGGAACUACCAGAAUUUAAUGAAGUCUAGGAGAAUAGUUGAUUCUGAAAUUGAAUAAUCUGGAGAUUCGCAAUCAGAUGGUGAAGAAUCUCACACAGAUCAAUAUGCAUCUGACAGUGACAGUGGUGACAAAGACGGUGACAAUCGUGAUGUUUCUGACAAUUCUCCUCAUGUUGAAAGAAGAGUAGAGGAUCCGUCAAGAAUGAUUGAGAGAACGGAUACUUCUGACACCGUUGUUAUUGCUUCUGAUAACUUAAUGAAUUCAAAUACAGAUACUGGUUCACAUGUUUCGCUUUCUCCUCAAAAUUCACAAACAAAUGGAGCAACAAGACGCAAUUCUACUGGACAAAAUACAGAUACUGGUUCGCAUGUUUCGCUUUCUCCUCAAAAUUCACAAACAAAUGGAGCAACAAGACGCAAUUCUACUGGACAAAAUACAGAUACUGAUUCGCAUGUUUCGCUUUCUCCUCAAAAUCCACAAAGAAAUAGAGCAUCAAGACGCAAUUCUACUGGACAAAAUACAGUUCGAAGACAAUUGUUUACAAGAGGGAACCAAGCAAGAAGGAAUUCAGCACCUGAUUCUAUACGUGGUGGACUUUUUGCUAGUUUAGGCAGAUCAACAAACUUGCAAAACCAGCAAAAUGAGAUGGUAAAUAUUGGAUUAAAUAUAAUGGUACAUAUCGAUGUUUGGGAAGCCAUAAUACGAAAAAACGAUUCAGUCAUUGUCAGAUCAUUACUUGGUCUCAUUUGGGGCAAAGAAAAUUUGCGUAAUAAAUGCCUUUGUGAGAAGCGAGCUAACAAAGACAAUACUGGCGAACAAAAAACAAAAUUAACACCAGAGAAACGACAGCUAGUCAAAGAUUUACUGUACGAAAAAAUUACAUCUAGCGGAGUUGAUGCCCACUCCAGAAAUGUUAGGAUGGCUAAAUUGUCAAGAACAAUGACUCUCACAAUCUCAGACGAACGGAUCAAAGCAAAGAGUUAAAAUGGACUGAAAUUUAAACUUCUCUUUAAUAAUUUCAAUAAUUAAAAAAUAACAAAAAUAGUACUACAAUAUGUAUAUCUACACUGAGAAAAAAGAGGGCGCGUUGCAGCACAUUUUCGAUUCAUGUUGCGCGACUCAACCCUGUGUUCUGCUAGACACUUUUCUGGGGCGUGCAGCGGACCCCUGAGUCGAGGCGAGCUGUAUUUGAAGCGUAUUACACGCUCUUUGGGGCGUGCUGCACGCCCCAGAAAGUGUGUAGAAGAAUUCAGGGUUGAGUCGCGCAACAUGAAUCGAAAAUGUGCUGUAACGCGCCCUCUUUU
This is a messenger RNA of Leptopilina heterotoma, 2187 nucleotides long. RefSeq lists its product as uncharacterized. The transcript has 6 exons. NCBI's taxonomy places the organism in Eukaryota, Metazoa, Arthropoda, Insecta, Hymenoptera, Figitidae. The coding region runs from base 1085 to 1867 and encodes 260 amino acids. The record is from RefSeq and is a predicted model, not a curated record.